Molecule: messenger RNA, 2316 nt
Organism: Strongyloides ratti
Lineage: Eukaryota; Metazoa; Nematoda; Chromadorea; Rhabditida; Strongyloididae
Product: Bloom syndrome protein
Exons: 2
Coding region: 1-2316 (771 amino acids)
Biological process (GO): DNA replication; double-strand break repair via homologous recombination
Cellular component (GO): chromosome; nucleus; cytoplasm
Molecular function (GO): ATP binding; 3'-5' DNA helicase activity; nucleic acid binding
Source: RefSeq, a predicted model, not a curated record
AUGCCCUCUUUAAAGGAGGAAUUCGAAAAUACUAAACCACAGGCCAGGAUAAAAUUUGGAAAAUUUAGUUUUGUAGAUGUUCCGGCAGGAUAUAGAAUGCCAGAUUUAACUUCAUUUUUUCAGGCUACCGAAGAGAAUGUUAAAAAUGAUUCACCUUAUCUUUUUAAAACCUAUGAAAGAUCAGUGAAGCAAAAACCAAUAAUGGAAACAACUUUUACUAAUACAGCACAAAAGAAAUCUCCGAAACAAGUUGCUCCCACACAAAAUGAUGACAUAAAUAAUUAUGAUGGUUUUUAUGAUGAUGAUUGGGUGGAUUUUCUUGACAAAAGUGAUUUAUCAUUUAUGAAUUGUACAAAUUCUUUUAUCACUGCAGACGAAAGUGGAAAAGAGGAUAGUCGUAUUCAUGAUAGUACUAUUUGGACAAAUGAUACUAGUAAUAGUUAUGUUAAUACAACGGCUAAUUAUAAUGAUACUACCAUAGAUGGAGGUGAAACCGAUGAUGAUAUACAUUUUGAAGAAAAAAGUUAUUUAGAUAGUGACGGUGAAGAAUUUGCCAAUAUUCGAGAAUUAUUACCUUCAGGAAAAAUUGAAGAGAUAUACAAAGUAUUAAGAGAUAUUUUUGGACAUACUUCAUUUAGACAUAAACAAGAAAAAGUUAUUGUUGCAGCAUUACUUGGACAUGAUGUUUUUGUGUUAAUGCCAACAGGAGCUGGGAAAUCUUUAUGUUAUCAAUUGCCUGCUGUAAUAGAUUCUGGUAUUACAAUUGUUAUAUCACCAUUAAAAGCAUUAAUUGCAGAUCAAGUUUUAAAAUUAAAUCAAUUAGGAAUAUCUGCACAAAGUUUAACCAGUGAAUUAAAUAGUAAUAAAUGUGAAAAAUUGUAUGAUGAUAUAAUAUCAGGAAAAAAAGUUAUUAAUCUUUUAUAUGUUACACCAGAGAAAGUUAAUGGAUCAGAUAAAUUUAAAUCUUUUUUAAGUAACUUAUAUAGACAGGGAAUGCUUUCAAGAUUUGUUAUUGAUGAAGCCCAUUGUGUCACACAAUGGGGACAUGAUUUCCGUCCAGAUUAUGCACAAUUAUGUUGUCUUAGAAGAACAUUUUAUGAUCCAAAUGUUCCCAUUAUGGCUUUAACAGCUACUGCUACUCCAAAAAUUGUAACAGAUGUUAAGAAUUUAUUGUCAAUGGAUUCUUCAAAAACAUUCAUUUCAUCAUUUGAACGUCCAAACUUAAAAUAUGAUGUAAUUCCAAAAUCUGCCAAAUCACAAAGUGCAUUACUUAAAAAAAUUAAAAAUAUGUACCCAAGACAAUCUGGAAUAUUUUAUUGUCAUUCACAAAAAGAUUGUGAAACACUUCAUGGGACUCUCGUUAAUUAUGGUAUAACAUCAGUUGUUUACCACGCUGGUAUGAGUGAUAAAGCUAGAUCUGAGUCACAACGUCAAUGGAUGUCAAAUGAAGUUCAAGUAAUAUGUUCAACAACUGCUUUUGGUAUGGGUGUUGAUAAACCUGAUGUUAGAUUUGUUGUACAUUUUUGUAUACCAAGUAGUAUUGAGGGAUAUUAUCAGGAAAGUGGGCGUGCCGGAAGAGAUGGAUUACCAUCAUAUUGUGUCAUCCUUUAUAGUUAUUCAGAUUCUAUAAAACAAAGGCGUCUUAUUGAAGGUGAAACAAAUAAUAAUGGUUAUAAAAUGAAAAAAUCUAUUGGAUCAGUUAAAGCUCGACAAGAAAAAAUUAAUGAAAUUCUUGGGUAUUGUGAAUCAAUUUAUGAAUGUCGUAAAAAAUUAUUAGUAGAACACUUUGGUGAAAAGUAUGAUUCUAAAUGUCAAAGAGGAUCAAAAACAAUGUGUAAUAAUUGUGAACUUGCUUAUACUUUUGAUUUUCAAUAUCAAAUGUAUGACUUUACAACUGAAGCUGUACACAUUUUGAAUGCAACAAUGGAUAUUUCAUUGACAAUGAAACAAAUGAGCGAUUGUUAUAGAGGAUGUUUGAAAAAAAAUCAAAAUAACAGUGAAGUUAUUCAUUCAUCAGAAAUUUUUGGAAGAGGUUCAUUAUUAUCAGAAAAUGAUGCUAAUAGACUUCUUAUUAAAUUAAUUAGUAUUGGAUAUUUAAAAGAAGAAAUAAAAAUUAUUGAAGGCAAUGGAUAUACUAAUACUGCUGGAUAUCUUUCAUUAACAACAAAAGGGCAUAAAUUUUUAUCUUCUCAUGAUAAACCUAGAAUUUAUCUCUAUGUUAAUAUGGGAAAAGGAAGAAAAAGAGAUACUAAACGUUCUGAAUUGUUAGCACUUGGAGUUAUGUCUGCAUCUAAUAUUGAAAAUGGAGGAAUAUAA